UCAGACGUUCAAUAUCACAAGGGGGGAAAGUUGGCGGAGAUCUAUGAAAGAUAUUGGCUAUUGGAUAUUGAACCAGUUGAUCCAAUAUUUUCAAUGUUUGACAACACCUUCGAUCGUUUCCUAAUUCUAUAACUCAACCAACCGUCAUCGUUGUCAUCUCUGUCCUCUCUCUGUCCUAUCUGUCAUCUCCUGACAGAAUAUCCCUCUUUCCACGCGAUCCUUCGUACGCCCACCUGGACAUUCCUCGCUUCAUCAGCCAUUCGCGUGUUGGCAAGACAUUUUUCUAUUUCUAUUGGAGCUAGGAUCAAGCCAUGAUUGAUCUCCCUUAAGUGUCUUCGUCUUUGCUUCGUCGCUAUUGAUCCUUUUCCCCAUUGCUUUUCUAGCCCGUCUAGAGUUCAGCUUGCCCCUAUCAUUCAGCUACCUAAUGCUCCAUUGACUUGCUCUCGAACUCUCCGGACUACAGAUGAUUGCAAGUUUCCCCCAUCCCAAGAGGGAGUCGAAAAGACCACCCUUUCUAGCUCCUCAACGAUCAUAAUGGCAUUGACCGUGAAGCACCUUAACUCCGACGCCUCAUUCCUCUUAUCCUUUGAGCCCAUCAUACCCGAAUUCGCUCAGGGUACAAUUAAACCAUUCACAGUUCUUCUUGACCCUUGGAUAACAGGACCCUCUAAGAUCUUUCAUUCUAAAAUCUCGAUUUCGACUCACAUACAUCCAGCAUGCAUAUCCUCGCUGUCAGAACUGCCGGCUCCGCCGGAUCUCGUCAUCAUCAGUCAGCAUAAGAGUGAUCAUUGCAAUGAAGCUACUUUGCGGCAGUUACCGGCCAAGGGAACAAAUACUCUGAUACUUGCUGAGCCACAAGCAGCACGGCUAAUCAAGAGUUGGAAGUAUUUCGACGAGAAGAAGGUCCGGACGAUAGAGCGGUGGGAAGAUCCGAGGUUGACGGGCAAACAGUCGGUCAUACGAGUUCCUGUCCCGCCUACAACGCCCGGCGGCCAAGGAGGCGAGGUGACCGUCGCCUUCAUACCACAGAAACGUGACUUAGCAGGCCUACAUGCAGCAAUCGGUAUUACGUACCGACCUCCGCCAACACAUAACCUGAGGUAUUAUCUUCCUACCAUAUCGAAGUCACCCACGCCGCCUGCCACUCCCAAUACGCCUACCACCCAGGUUUCUAUUGCAACGUCCACGAACACUCUAUCCAUACCUGAUACGCUUCUCUCACCGCCUACACCACCGGUAUCGCCUCACUCCCUACGCUCUGUCCAGUCUGCCUCGACCUUGAUUCCUUCCCCGGCACGCCCAACACCAAGUGUCCAGUUCCCGCGUUCCACAUCUUAUAAUCUCAUACGGCCGGCCACUUCGAACGGACAUACCCGUCCUAUCUCCGUCCUAUUCUCACCACACGGGAUCUCAUACGCUCACCUAGAACCUUAUGCCACCUCACACCUAGUAGCCGAGGCAGCGCUCCCAUUGACGGCACUCUUACAUUGCAUGGAUAGUGUAUCAAACCCAUGGUGGCUCGGCGGCAACAUAUGCGCGGGAGUACCAACCGGCGCCGAGAUAGCAACGAGACUAGGCGCGAGGGUAUGGAUCAGCGCACACGACGGCGAAAAGGACGUCCGGGGCUUAGCCACGGGGAUGCUCAAAACACGACGAUGGAACCGCGACGAAGUCGAAACCGCCCUCGGCCCUCACCCCGAAAAGAAGACCGGCGAGAAACCGAAACACGCGAGAAAAGGAAGUAACGGUAGCAUCGGCGGCGUGAGCACGGAGAUCAUGCGUCUCGGCAGCGGCGACGAGGUCGUCGUCUCCGGAAGCGGUAUGUUGUGGUCUUCCGAGAGUCUAAAAGACCAAUGGGCCCUCGAUAACGCGAAACCAUACGCUACCAUGAAGGCCCAGGAGUUCGGCAAACUGACGCCGCUGGACCCGAAUAACGAAAAGGCUUCUGGCUUGAAGUCGAGGAGGUCGUUUAGGGGUGGGCUUUCGAUGAGGUUUAGAUCUACGACGGCUUUUGCGACGGCUUGAUACUUUUAAAGUUUGGGACCGAAAAUUUUUGAGAUUAUGACGCCUUCGUUUUUUAUGAUAACAUUUUUAAUGCGGUUUACCGGGAAGAGCUCGCUUUUAUUCCACGAUGAGAUUAGGACCUUUGGCUACGUACCUAGGUACGUUUUAGCGCGGGCGAGAGAAAUAUAAAAUCGAAAAGAUACCAGGGACGGAUGGGCGGGAUUCGAUUUAUUUUACCUGUUUAUAUUUAUUACGCGGGUUGGUUUAUGAUGGUGGGUUUGACGGUCUAACUCUCAUUUAGACCUUUGCAUUAUUGGAUACGGAAAUUGGGGUUAUAUCGGUCGGAAAUGGAUGUUCGAUUCGGGACAAAGGCGUCGGUAUUUGGGGGUUAGGGAUUCUACGGACUUUAGGUUCUGGGUUUGGGAAACGGGCAAAGAAGAAAAGCUGUAAGGCUAUCCCCGUGGUAUACGAGACUACCGCAUCGUGGAUAUGGAUGGAA
Annulohypoxylon maeteangense is the source of this 2503-nucleotide messenger RNA. RefSeq lists its product as uncharacterized. NCBI's taxonomy places the organism in Eukaryota, Fungi, Ascomycota, Sordariomycetes, Xylariales, Hypoxylaceae. The transcript has a single exon. The coding region runs from base 535 to 2025 and encodes 496 amino acids. The record is from RefSeq and is a predicted model, not a curated record.